Molecule: messenger RNA, 6857 nt
Organism: Bolinopsis microptera
Lineage: Eukaryota; Metazoa; Ctenophora; Tentaculata; Lobata; Bolinopsidae
Exons: 45
Coding region: 222-6848 (2208 amino acids)
Biological process (GO): G protein-coupled receptor signaling pathway; cell surface receptor signaling pathway
Cellular component (GO): membrane
Molecular function (GO): G protein-coupled receptor activity
Source: RefSeq, a predicted model, not a curated record
CUUAACGAACAAGACCAACACACUACACGUUAAUGAGAAUUGUUUAAUCAAUUGUGCAGUAAAAGUGUUGCUUGCUGUACUCGGGAAUUCAAAGAGAUACGUUCAGUGUUAGAAUAAAAUAUAUUGAUUAUUAAUGUUAUUGUUUACAGGAUUAAAUUAUACUCAUGAGGAUGGCAAAAACAGCAUAACAGUACACUAACCAAGCUGUUAUAGUGUUAUUGAUGAAGAAGAUAACUAAUCUCGUAAGGAACGGGAUGGUAUCUGCAUAUAUAUUUCUCCUUUUGGCCCAAGUAACAUUGCAAAAUGUUCAAACUGAAGGUUGGGCACCAGUGGAAGAGGAUGGAACAACAACUGUCGUACUAAACGACAUGUUGUCAAACACAACCCAAUUUGAAAUAAAAACAAAACAGCAUCUUGAUGCCUCUGACAUGAUAGCUGUUGAUUUUCUGUCCAGUGAUCUAGAAAUGCUUGGCAGCAUGACAAUCGGACCAGCGGGUCUGAAAUUUGAGAUUAUCUGUUCUGGAGAUGGUAAAAAAUUAGAUGAUCAAUAUCAAGACGGAAUAAUUGAAAGUGGAAUCUGGUCUCUUCAGCUGAACAGUACGAGUAUGACAGUUCGAUUCAAUGGAGAGUAUUUCUACAUGUUUGACAUAUACGAUGAGUGUGUCCCUAAUGAGAUAAAAGCAGUUCAGUUUAAAGAGACUACUAACGGGGCCUCUCAGUUUUACAAAGGAAACAAUAUCACAAUUUUUAAAGAAUGUUCAGCGGGAACUGUACCUAAUGAUGAUUUGACAGAAUGUGAUGAAUGUGCAGCGGGAACAUACAGAGACGCACACAUGUCUUCCUGUGAUAGUUGUGAUGAGAACUCUGUCAGUACUGCAGGAGCAUCUUCUUGCACUGCUUGUGAUGCUGGAACUGUUGCUAAUGAUGAUUCGACAAAAUGUUUUUUAGGAGAAUGCUCAGCAGGAACUGUAGCUAAUGAUGAUUUGACAGAAUGUGAUGAAUGCUUAGCAGGAACAUACAGAGAUGCAGACAUGUCUUCCUGUGAUAGUUGUGAUGAGAACUCUGUCAGUACUGCAGGAGCAUCUUCUUGUACUGCUUGUGAUGCUGGAACUGUAGCUAAUGAUGAUUCGACAGAAUGUGAUGAAUGUGCAGCGGGAACAUACAGAGAAGCAGACAUGUCUUCCUGUGAUAAUUGUGAUGAGAACUCUGUCAGUACUGCAGGAGCAUCUUCUUGCACUGCUUGUAAUGCUGGAACUGUAGCUAAUGAUGAUUCGACAGAAUGUGAUGAAUGUGCAGAGGGAACAUACAGAGACACACACAUGUCUUCCUGUGAUAGUUGUGAUGAGAACUCUGUCAGUACUGCAGGAGCAUCUUCUUGCACUGCUUGUGAUGCUGGAACUGUAGCUAAUGAUGAUUCGACAGAAUGUGAUGAAUGUGCAGAGGGAACAUACAGAGAAGCAGACAUGUCUUCCUGUGAUAAUUGUGAUGAGAACUCUGUCAGUAAUGCAGGAGCAUCUUCUUGCACUGCUUGUAAUGCUGGAAUGGUAGCUAAUGAUGAUUUGACAGAAUGCGAUGAAUGUGCAGCGGGAACAUACAGAGAAGUAGACAUGUCUUCCUGUGUUAAUUGUGUUGAGAACUCUGUCAGUACUGCAGGAGCAUCUUCUUGCACUGCUUGUAAUGCUGGAAGGGUAGCUAAUGAUGAUUCGACAGAAUGUGAUGAAUGUGCAGCAGGAACAUACAGAGACGCACACAUGUCUUCCUGUGAUAGUUGUGAUGAGAACUCUGUCAGUACUGCAGGAGCAUCUUCUUGUACUGCUUGUAAUGCUGGAACUGUAGCUAACGAUGAUUCGACAGAAUGUGAUGAAUGUGCAGCGGGAACAUACAGAGAAGCAGACAUGUCUUCCUGUGUUAAUUGUGAUGAGAACUCUGUCAGUAUUGCAGGAGCAUCCUCUUGUACUGCUUGUAAUGCUGGAACUGUAGCUAAUGAUGAUUCGACAGAAUGUGAUGAAUGUGCAGCAGGAACAUACAGAGAAGCAGACAUGUCUUCCUGUGUUAAUUGUGAUGAGAACUCUUUCAGUACUGCAGGAGCAUCUUCUUGCACUGCUUGUAAUGCUGGAACUGUUGCUAAUGAUGAUUCGACAGAAUGUGAUGAAUGUGCAGCGGGAACAUACAGAAAAGCACACAUGUCUUCCUGUGUUCAUUGUGAUGAGAACUCUGUCAGUACUGCAGGAGCAUCUUCUUGCACUGCUUGUAAUGCUGGAACUGUAGCUAAUGAUGAUUCGACAGAAUGUGAUGAAUGUGCUGCGGGAACAUACAGAGACGCACACAUGUCUUCCUGUGAUAGUUGUGAUGAGAACUCUGUCAGUACUGCAGGAGCAUCUUCUUGCACUGCUUGUAAUGCUGGAACUGUAGCUAAUGAUGAUUCGACAGAAUGUGAUGAAUGCGCAGCGGGAACAUACAGAGACGCACACAUGUCUUCCUGUGAUAGCUGUGAUGAGAACUCUGUCAGUAUUGCAGGAGCAUCUUCUUGCACUGCUUGUGAUGCAGGAACUGUAGCUAAUAAUGAUUCGACAGAAUGUUAUGAAUGUGCAGCGGGAACAUACAGAGAUGCAGACAUGUCUUCCUGUGAUAGUUGUGAUGAGAACUCUGUCAGUACUUCAGGAGCAUCUUCUUGCACUGCUUGUAAUGCUGGAAGGGUAGCUAACGAUGAUUCGACAGAAUGUGAUGAAUGUGCUGCGGGAACAUACAGAGACACAGACAUGUCUUCCUGUGUUAGUUGUGAUGAGAUCUCUGUCAGUAAUGCAGGAGCAUCUUCUUGUACUGCUUGUAAUGCUGGAACUGUAGCUAAUGAUGAUUCGACAGAAUGUGAUGAAUGCACAGCGGGAACUUACAGAGAAGCACACAUGUCUUCCUGUGAUAGUUGUGAUGAGAACUCUGUCAGUACUGCAGGAGCAUCUUCUUGCACUGCUUGUAAUGCUGGAACUGUAGCUAAUGAUGAUUUGACAGAAUGUGAUGAAUGUGCAGCGGGAACAUACAGAGAAGCACACAUGUCUUCCUGUAUUAGUUGUGAUGAGAACUCUGUCAGUACUGCAGGAGCAUCUUCUUGCAUUGCUUGUAAUGCUGGAACUGUAGCUAAUGAUGAUUCGACAGAAUGUGAUGAAUGUGCAGCGGGAACAUACAGAGAAGCACACAUGUCUUCCUGUAUUAGUUGUGAUGAGAACUCUGUCAGUACUGCAGGAGCAUCUUCUUGCAUUGCUUGUAAUGCUGGAAGGGUAGCUAAUGAUGAUUCGACAAAAUGUGAUGAAUGCACAGCGGGAACAUACAGAGAAGCAGACAUGUCUUCCUGUGUUAGUUGUGAUGAGAACUCUGUCAGUACUGCAGGAGCAUCUUCUUGCACUGCUUGUAAUGCUGGAACUGUAGCUAAUGAUGAUUCGACAGGAUGUGAUGAAUGUGCAGCGGGAACAUACAGAGAAGCAGGCAUGUCUUCCUGUGUUAGUUGUGAUGAGAACUCUGUCAGUACUGCAGGAGCAUCUUCUUGUACUGCUUGUGAUGCUGGAACUGUAGCUAAUGAUAAGUUUACAGAAUGUGAUGAAUGCGCAGCGGGAACAUACAGAGAAGCAGACAUGUCUUCCUGUGUUAGUUGUGAUGAGAACUCUGUCAGUACUGCAGGAGCAUCUUCUUGCACUGCUUGUAAUGCUGGAACAGUAGCUAAUGAUAAUUCGACAGGAUGUGAUGAAUGUGCAGCGGGAACAUACAGAGAAGCAGACAUGUCUUCCUGUGAUAGUUGUGAUGAGAACUCUGUCAGUACUGCAGGAGCAUCUUCUUGUACUGCUUGUGAUGCUGGAACUGUAGCUAAUGAUAAGUUUACAGAAUGUGAUGAAUGCGCAGCGGGAACAUACAGAGAAGCAGACAUGUCUUCCUGUGUUAGUUGUGAUGAGAACUCUGUCAGUACUGCAGGAGCAUCUUCUUGCACUGCUUGUAAUGCUGGAACUGUAGCUAAUGAUGAUUUGACAGAAUGUGAUGAAUGUGCAGCGGGAACAUACACAAAAGCAGACAUGUCUUCCUGUGUUAAUUGUGAUGAGAACUCUGUCAGUACUGCAGGAGCAUCUUCUUGCACUGCUUGUAAUGCUGGAACUAUAGCUAAUGAUGAUUUGACAGAAUGUGAUGAAUGUGCAGCGGGAACAUACAGAGAAGCAGACAUGUCUUCCUGUGAUAGUUGUGAUGAGAACUCUGUCAGUACUGCAGGAGCAUCUUCUUGCACUGCUUGUAAUGCUGGAACUGUAGCUAACGAUGAUUCGACAGAAUGUGUUUUGGGAGAAUGCUCAGCGGGAACCGUAGCUAAUGAUGAUUUGACAGAAUGUGAUGAAUGCUCAGCGGGAACAUACAGGGAAGCAGAUAUGUCUUCCUGUGUUAAUUGUGAUGAGAACUCUGUCAGUACUGCAGGAGCAUCUUCUUGUACUGCUUGUAAUGCUGGAACUGUAGCUAAUGAUGAUUUGACAGAAUGUGUUAACUGCAAGCGAGGAACAUACAGAUCAAGGAACAUGGUGUCAUGUGAACCCUGUCCGGGCAAUGUGUACGAACAGGAGAAGGCAACCCAGUGCAAAGUUAUUGCAAAGGUUACUGUUAAAGUUUCAGAGUGUGAAACUAGAAUUGAAACCAGUGUGGUCUAUGGAACGUACACUUGGACAGCUACAGAUCCAGAAAUACACGCAGAACUGCCAUGUUUAUAUGAUGGUAAGUUUAAAGCUCGCAAGUUCUGCACUGCAAGUGGAUUAUUCAGUGAGACAGACUUUUCAGAGUGCCCUUCUGCUGUUUCAACAAUAGUCAGUGACCUGUUGCAGGAAAUUGAGACUGGGUCUUCCGAAACCCAAGAAGAAAUGUCUGAUGAGAUAAAGGACAUGACGGCCGUUGAAGGGAGUAAGCUGAGCUCUUCUGAUGUACAAAAAGUGUCCCUAAGUAUAGACACAUUGAUAAAUCUACCUGACUCUGAGCUAUCAAACAAUACUGUUGACAAUCUCAUAUCUACGAUAGAUAACAUUCAGACUAACACUGAUGUGACAGAACUGCAAGACCAGCAAGCCAGUGAUGAACUGAGAGAAUCUGCAGUUGCAAUUAUUCGUGCAGUUGCCCUUCAGAAUGAUAAUGAUGUGCUCAAAACAGAAGAUUCGAUAGCGCUUGGUAUAGCAGCUGUGGAAACCACAGACACAUCGAGGAUGAAACAAAUGCUGACUCUGGCAGGAGAUUUGAAUGUAGUUAAGGGGAGCACAAACCAAAAAGAUGAUGCAAAUACUUUCUUCACAGGCGAGCUGACAACGACAAAAGACGAGGUGCUGACCGUGGUUUACUAUGAGAACGAUAAGUCGUUCCCAUCCAAAACUACCACUCCAAAGUCCACAGAUGAGAACAUGUUGUUAAAAGAAGUUGCCCAUUCGAUAGUUCAAGUUGGGGUGGAUAAGAAAGAAGGCGAUGAAACUACACCAGAUGGACUUUCGUUGGUGGCGAGUGUUAUCGCAGACAUCAACAUAAUAAGCAAGACCUCCUCAGAAAUACUACCGCUGGAAGCACACCAAAAUGUCACCAUGACAUUUAAAGUAACGGAUAAAGCCGAGAAAAAGGUGCUCAGCUUUUCUAAACGGAAGACCAUUGUUAGACAGAAGCUGACAUGUAGUUUCUACAACACUUCUCAUACUGGUGAGCGAGGCUGGAGCGAGAAGGGCUGCGAGACCCGAUCAGUGUACAACGCAGAGACAGGAGUUACCGAAGUGAAAUGUAUUUGUGAUCAUCUCACUAGCUUUGCAGUUCUCAUGUCGUUCACCAGCGAGAGUAAUGACAAGGAGGAGCUUGUGUCACUAGUUCUGUUGGCUUCUAGUCUCUUCUGUUUAACACUUACUGCAGCUGCUAUUCUUCCAAACAAGAAAUUGAUGAAAAUGAAGUCUCAGAAAAUCAACCUGAUGCUGGUUCUCGCUCUAAUGCUCUCUAUUGUGUUCUUCUUUUUAAUGGAUAGUUUUGUAGCUGCUGAAGAGGAUGCAAAACCUUCCAUUCCUUGUUCCAUUAUAGCGUUCCUGUUGAACUACUUCUGGCUCUGCCAGCUAAGCUGGAUGGUGGUGGAAGCAGUUACUAUGUACUUAGCCAUGGUUAAAGUACUAGGGGUCUACAUGAGCCACGCAAUGCUGAAGUACAGUUUGGUAGGAUGGGGUCUCCCACUUAUCUUCCCUCUGAUCGGGGUGGCUUGGGGCGGAGCUGACUUUGCAGAUCCUAAGACGUGCUUUAUCAAAUACCCCUACGGUAUUGCAACGUUCUACGGUCCAGUGGUACUAGGGGUGGUCAUUAGUUGGGUCUUAUUUGUCUUCAUAGUCAAAGUUAUUAUGACUGCUAUCAAGACCCAAGCUGAGAAAACGGACGAAGCUGAAAUCAAAAUGAGAACGAAGCAGGUGAAAUCAGCACUAGCGGUGACAAUUAUUCUGGGUCUGAGUUGGAUUGUUGGUUUCUUUCUUCUGAUGAACAACUCCAACUAUAGUACCAUCAAUGCGGUCUUCAGAUGGCUCUUUAUUGCACUAAAUGCCCCACAGGGUGUUUUUAUCUUCCUCUUCUACGUGGUACUAAAGGAAGAUUGUGUAAAGUUCUGGAUGGCAAAGUUCAGAAUGAUGGGACAGUCCCUAACACACUCAGUACCAUCGACCCAGUCUACUGGCUUCCAUCCUGGCCACCACGACCACGGCCUUCACCCAGAACAUGAACAUGGUCACGGUCACGGUCAUGGUCAUGGUCAUGGUCACGGUCAUGGUCACGAGCAUGUCCAUGUUCAUCAUGGACAUGGGCACAUUCAUGCUUUGGAGGACGCGCUGUAGAAUAAACAA